AAUAUUUUGCGUAAUUCUUUGCGAAAAAAAUAAUUUGCCAGCAAUAUUAGUGAAUUAAGUGGUUUCCUGUUACUCCCCACGUCCUGGUGAUCUCUAGCAAACCAGCAGGAGUGUCUGGGCAGAAGAUCCGCACACGAGUGGGGAGUUACUUGUGUAAAACAAAAAGAUGGAUGAUUUGUCGCAGACGGACUACAUUUGUCGUGUUUGCCGUUGUGAAGGCCAGUCCGACCUUUUCCACCCAUGCAUCUGCACUGGGAGCAUCAAAUGGAUCCACCAGGACUGCCUAAUGCAGUGGAUGCGGUACUCACGGAAGGAGUAUUGCGAGCUAUGCGGCCACAGGUUCUCCUUCACUCCCAUCUACUCACCUGACAUGCCAAGGGUGCUGCCGCUGAGAGAUGUGGCUGGUGGGCUUCUUAGUUCCAUCGCCACGGCGGUCAAGUAUUGGCUCCACUACACUCUGGUGGCCCUUGCCUGGCUGGGAGUGGUGCCCUUCACCGCCUACCGCACCUACAGAUUCCUCUUCUCCGCUUCAUAUGAUAUGCUUUUGUCGCUGCCCAUCAAUAUGUUCUCUACUGAGAACAUCGCAGCGGACGUUUUCAGGGGCUGUUUCGUGGUCACGUGCACCCUCUUCUCCUUCAUCGGGCUGGUGUGGUUGCGAGAGCAAAUCCUCCACGGUGGUGGCCCUGAUUGGCUGGAAAGGGAUGAUGCUCCAGUGCAGGAGCCACCGAAUCCUCCUCCGGCGCCGCCAAUGGAGCAAGAAGAAAAUCUGGUGGAGGCUAAUAACAACAUCAACAACAACAAUAACAACAAUCUUGUGCCGCCAAAUGUGAUGCAGGAAGAUAAUCCGCCCAGAGCCAGGUUUCCUCAGGUUGCUCCCGUGGAUCGACCAAUGGAUCGCGCAGAGCCUCCAGUGGUGGAUCAGGAGGAGCCAGAAAUUGAGCAAGAAGCAGUCGGAGACGAAGCCAAUUGGAAUCCAAUGGAAUGGGAUAGGGCUGCUGAGGAACUGACUUGGGAGCGUCUUCUUGGCCUCGAUGGAUCAAUGGUGUUUCUGGAGCAUGUUUUCUGGGUAAUCUCCCUUAACACGCUCUUCAUCUUUAUUUUUGCCUUCUGUCCCUACAGUAUUGGCAAUUCGGCAAUAUUCCUGCUGGGCAUCUUGAAGCCCGGAAAGCCCCAGAUGCACUUUCACGGAUUGCUCACUACUCUGCUGGGCUACUGCAUUAUCGGGAUAACUUUGGUUAAAUUACACGCCUUGGCGAAAUUCUUCAAGAUGAGGAAGAGCCGUAGAAUCCUGGGUCUGUGCUAUAUUGUGGUGAAGGUAUCCCUCCUGUCUGUGGUGGAGAUUGGCGUACUUCCUCUGGCCUGUGGAUGGUGGUUGGACAUUUGUUCCCUGCCCAUGUUCGAUGCUUCUCUGAAGGAUCGCAAAGCGAGCUUCAAAGCAGCCCCGGGAACAUCCCUCUUCAUUCACUGGAUGUUUGGAAUGGUCUACGUGUACUAUUUUGCAUCUUUCAUCAUUCUUCUGAGGGAGGUGCUUCGACCAGGAGUGUUAUGGUUUCUUCGCAACCUCAAUGACCCGGAUUUCAGUCCCAUACAGGAAAUGAUCCACUUCUCCAUUCUGAGACACAUACGACGCUUAGUGGCAUCUGCCAUUAUCUUUGGUUCUGCUGUUCUCCUUAUGCUCUGGCUACCAAUUAACAUCCUGAAGAAUGUCUGGCCAACUUUUCUCCCUUAUACACUUUCUGGAGAUUCUGAAGUGAAUGAACUCAGUCUUCAACUGCUGCUCUUGCAGAUUAUCCUCCCGGGCUUCUUCGAGCAAUCCCAGACGCGAGUGUGGCUGAAAGGCUUUAUCAGAAUCUGGUGUAGUGUCGUCUCUUGGAUUUUGGGCAUUCGCAGUUACCUUCUAGGUAAUGAAGAUCAUCAACAGAAUGCCGGCAAUGAUGACGGUCAGCGGAAUGCUCCGGAGGCUGGACAGGGCUUGGGAGCUGCUCACCAGGCACUCCUGCACCGUGACGUGCCCGUGGGCUUUCAGCCCUACGAUCGUCCUUCAUAUUUCAUCCUCAGACUAGUUGGACUUAUUUGUUUCAUGUGCGUGAGCCUCGUAAUAGGAUCUCUGCUCACUCUGACGAUACCAGUGUGGAUUGGUCGACAGUGCAUGGCUCUGUGGUCAGUUGGGGGUCACAUAUCGCAGACUCCUGUGGCUGAGGAGGUCCCUCCUCGUCCUCAUGAGCUCUACACAGCCGCCAUGGGGACGUAUCUGUGCUGGAUCAUUUCACGGGGAAUUGCCAUCGCUGUGAAUCUAUUCCCGCAGGGUCGCCAGGCGGUGAUGCAGAAGAUCAAGCACUGGAUGAGCAUUGGAGCUUCUUACGCUAUGGCGGCAGUAAUAUUCGUGCUGAUGUUUGGCGUUGUUCCACUUCUUUACGGACUACUACUGGAACUCGUGGUGGUUGUGCCACUGAGAGUGCCUCUGGAGCAGACACCAAUCCUCUUCCUGGGACAGGAUUGGGCACUGGGCGUACUGUAUACCAAGAUCACAUGCGCUCUGACACUCAUGGGACCCGAUUGGGCCCUCAAAAGAGCCAUCGAGCGUGCCUAUCGCGACGGAUUGCGUGAUAUCGAUCUGAAAUUCAUCAUCAAGGAUCUGGCAGCACCGGUGAUAAUGUGCUUCGGAUUGGCUCUGGCAGUGCCCUACGUUCUGGCUCACUCAAUCUUGCCAAUGUUCUUUACUAAUCAGCACACGAGGACUCUUCUUGCGCGACGAAUCUACCCAUUUUUCCUUAUUGUGGCCGUUGUCAUUGGAAUAAUAGUGUUUCAGAUACGACAAUUCAAAAAGCUGUACGUGGCCAUCAAAAAUGAUAAAUACCUUGUGGGCCAGAGACUCGUUAAUUAUGACCACAGGAAGAGGAGAGCUGAGGCGGCCGCGGCUGCAGCUGCUGCUGCUCAAGCGCAAAUGAUGUAAGACAAUGAUAAUUGUUACUCCGCUGAUAAAUAGCAGGCAAAAGAUGCAUAAAUUUCCAAAACAUGAAUGUUUUUCUUUUGGUAAAUCUGUGAGAAAUGAAGAUAUCAGAUGAAAAAAUAUUGUUGCAACUUCUAUCUUCACAUUUUUAGGCAUUACUUUUUAUCACAAUAAUGAGAACUGAUUAGGAAUAUUCUACUAAUUUUCUCACUAUUAUAAUUUAUAAAAGAUGUUACGAAAUGUUUUUAGUGAUAGAUAUUAUUCAAUUUUAUUUUCCGUAAAUACGCAUUAGUUCUCAUUUUGUUUCCAAAUUUUCUUUUCAGUUUUCGAGAAAAAUGUAAAGUUUAGGUAAUUUUAGAGAGAAUAAAUAAGUUUAAGUCCAAAUUAUGUACAUAACAGAAAUGUGUGAAUUAUCUUGAAAUAAUUACAUUAUCGAAUAAAAGUGACAUUUUUAAUUAGAAGCAAGGAAAA
Phlebotomus argentipes is the source of this 3421-nucleotide messenger RNA. Its product is annotated as E3 ubiquitin-protein ligase MARCHF6. Lineage: Eukaryota; Metazoa; Arthropoda; Insecta; Diptera; Psychodidae. Gene Ontology annotation, cellular component: endoplasmic reticulum membrane. Bases 167 to 2953 code for a protein of 928 amino acids. The record is from RefSeq and is a predicted model, not a curated record. The transcript is spliced from 3 exons. Gene Ontology annotation, molecular function: zinc ion binding.